UUUCGAUAUUUCAUAAACAUCAUUGAUAAUUAUUUCAAUGAAUUUACAGUUUAAGGAUAUUAAAAUCUUGAUAAAAUACAUUUUUUUGUUAGGUUUAGUAUUGUUUUAACAUUCAUACUUGUGUAUACUGGUUUCGUUUUCAGAUUGUGACAAUGUCAAGUUCAAAUGUAGUUUUACAUUCUCUACCAUUACCAAAUAAUGAUCCCAAAAAUACCGUUCGUCUUCGAUCUUUUAUCAUGAUUUUUAGUUAUGGUGAGUAUGGACCACCCCAUGCAAUUCAAACUAUUCCCUGCUAAUAGAUGAGUUGUAACAAAAGAUUGGCCGUCCUGUCCUGUGCUGAUUAGACAAUAUUCAUAGUCUAUUUAUGUAAUAUAAACCAAUAUAAAAUCCCUGAAUCGUUAACUUCUUUUUACAAGGUUUCAUUAACUUCGGGUAGUGACUGUACUCUCAGAUUUGUACUUUGUGUAUGCAAUGUUUGUAUUGGUUGUUUUGUGUUUUAUAUCGUUUUGAUUGACUUAGGCAUCUUUAAACAAUUUUUAUAGUUUGUUAUCAUGUUGUGCCAUGGCACCACUGUCCUAGGUUAGGAGCUGUUCCAAAUCAUAAACCUGUAAUUCUGUGAUGACCGUUUGUUGUUGUUCAUCAAGUUUGUUUUUCUUUUUUUUGUUUUGUACAUAAUGCGUGCCCUUAGUUUUUCUUGUUUUUACGUUUGUCAUCUCGGGGCCUUAUAGCUUACUUUGCAGACAAAAUAAUAGUCUCUAAAGGGAUAAGCGCACAUUAGAUAAACGAACAAAAACAAAAUAACUCUAAUCUCUUUCGAUUAAAAAUCAUAAAAUUGAGAAUGGAAAUAGGAAAUGUGUCAAAGAGACAACAAUAUACAUAUACAUACCAUAUUUUCACAUGUUCUUAUUUUUAUCUUCAUUUGGAUUAGUGAUCACCUCUCUAAAAGCACCCUUUUAUUCUUGAUUCUUAGUAUUCUAGCACCCCUCUGUCUCUAUCUUUAUGUUUUAUAGGCUAAUUAUUCUCUUUAUUUUUUUUGUGCGUGUCUAUGAUAGUCUAUUUCUUUUAUUUCUUUUAUUCAUGUAUUCUUUAUUCUCUUGUCCAUUAACCCCCACCCAUACCCUCUCAGACGUUAAUGAUAUCCUGUCGAGAACUUUUUAGUUUGUAUGUUAACUAAGUUCUGCAUUUAAUUUUUCUAAAUGUUUUUCUCGAGUAAAUAACAUGAAGAUGAAUAAUGGGAAGUGUAAGGUUUGCUCACAUUCCAUAAUGCCCAACCACAUCAUUAUUGCGUCUGUCAUACUUUCAUAACGGCAUAUCGGUAAUAAAACCACUUGAAACCCUUGAUAUAAAGAUUACUUCAGGCAGUGUUUAAAGAAAUCACGACAGGAACUCUAGCUAUGAAAUAUUGUACCAAUUGGCACAUAUACGCCCAAAUGCGGGCGAUUCUGGAAUGUUGGUACAUAUAAAUGGAAAUGUAAAACUUGUUAAAAUUGAAAUCCACUUUUUUGUCAUUAAACUAUAAUAAAUUCAAAGUAGUUUUUAUUAAUUGCAGCGUUUGACGUAUAACAUCAUGCAGGCAUUUUCUUAUGUUUCUCCUCGAGUUGUUCUUUGCAGGUCGCAUAGUUUAAACAACGAUGUGGGUGUGUCUCAACUGUCACGAUUUCAAUGACGCUAGUAAAGAAAAGUGCGGAAAAUGUGAAAUGCCGAGGCAACAAAAAGAAAAACACAAAGGCAAAUUUGAACACAAGAAUGCCAAUUUGUUUAAUCGGAAAACAAUGUACACAAGAGGGAACGCAAAAGGAUGGCAGAAGGCUAUUCAGUCAGGAAACGAACGACAAAGUGUUGUGAGAAGAGUUGAGGCAACAUCCCCAAAUCCAACAGUUCAGCCAGAAUACCAACGAAAAAGUGCUGUUGGACGACUAGAAUCAACAUCCUCAUUUCCAAUCAUUCAACCAGGAUACGAACGAAAGAGUGCUGUUGGACGAUUAGAGGCAAGAUCCUCAGCUCCAAUCAUUCAGCCAGGAAUUGAACAAAAGACUGUUGCUCAAAGACUACAGGAAUUAUCGUUAGCUGGAAUCUCACAGUCUGGACCUACACCAAAAGUUAGCAGCAAAAUGGAACCAGGAACUCAAACCUCACAGCCGACACAUGGUCCUAAGGCAGUUAGCAACAAACUGACAUCAGUACCGUUACCUCCAAGUAAAAAACAGCACGAACCUGAUUACUUAAUAGUAGCAGCAUUGGACUUUGGAACAGCAUAUUCAGGUUAUGCCUUUUCAAUGCGAAGCAAUUUCAAAACUAACCCUUUGAAAAUCCAUGCAAAUCAAGCAUGGAAUGCAGGCGGCAGACAGUUGCUUUCACUGAAAACACCCACAACAUUGUUAUUAAAUGCUGAUAAGCAGUUUAAAGCUUUUGGAUACGAAGCAGAAAAUACAUACGCAGACCUUGCAAUUGAAGAUGAGCACUCUGACUAUUUUCUUUUCCGAAGAUUUAAAAUGAAUUUACAUAACAAGAAGAAAAUAGGAAACGAUCUGAUCAUAGAAGACAUAACAGGAAAACCAAUGGCAGCUUUAUUUGUUUUCACGCUCUCAAUUGAAGCACUUGUCAAGCAUUUGAUGGCACUACUAGAAAGGGAAGGUACUGGUGUACAAAUGAAAGAAAUACGAUGGGUUCUGACUGUGCCUGCUAUCUGGACUGAUAGUGCUAAGCAGUUUAUGAGAAAAGGUGCAGUUCAGGCUGGAAUACCAGAAAAUAAUCUAUACAUAGCUUUAGAACCUGAAGCAGCAUCUAUAUUCUGUCAAUACCUACCAAUAGAACAUCUUCAUGGAGCUGAUUUUAAGAUGGCCGAAGCUGGAACACAAUACAUGGUCGUUGAUCUUGGAGGUGGCACAGCUGAUAUAACUGUUCAUGAAAAGGUUUCAAAUGAACACCUGAAAGAGUUAUCUAGUGCGACAGGAAACAAUUGUGGAGGUACGUCUGUUGAUGAAAGAUUUUUGCAGAUGUUUGUGGAUAUAUUUGGACGCCCAGUAAUGAACUCAUUAAAAGAAGAAGACCCCUCUGCGUAUUUGGAUCUGUUUCACGAAUUUGAAACAGUCAAACGAGUAAUUGGACCGGACAAAGAUAAAAAAGUUAACAUAGGCAUACCUUAUGUAUCAAUAAAUAAAUGUUGUUUGACACUUCUUGAUCAAGACAUUGAUUCUGUUCUAAGUGCGUCCAAGUAUGCCAACGAAAUAUAUAUUAAAGGUGCCAAAAUGCGAAUUGACCCUCAAAUCAUCAAAGAUAUUUUCAAUCCAACAAUCCGAAGUAUUGUGACUCUCAUGAAAGACAUUUUUGACAGGGAGCAAUCAUCUGAGGUCAAUCAGAUUUUACUGGUUGGGGGCUUUUCUGAAUGUUCUCUUGUUCAAGAUGCAAUUAAACGGGCGUUUCCAGAUAAAAGAAUUAUAAACCCAGAUGAAGCUGGUUUGGCUGUUCUGAAAGGAGCUUGUCUUUUCGGUCACAAACCAGAUUAUAUUACAUCUCGUGUCAUGCGGUUCACCUACGGCACAGGAAUAAGUUUGCCCUUUGAUGCGAAAAUUCACGACAAGGCACAUCUUGUCAAAGAGGAAGAUGGAGAAGAAUUUUGUGAUGGCCUAUUCGAUGUUAUAGUACGCAAAAAUGACACAGUUGAUAUCGGUACCGCAAUUGAACACAAUUUCACUGUAGAUUGCAAUGAUGAAGAGCCGUGGGAACUGUCCCUUUAUGCAUCGACGAAUGAGAAACCGAUGUACGUGGACGAAAAAGGUUGUACUCUCCUCGGUUCUAUGAAGAUUUCGUUUUCAAAAGCAAGUGAUACAGAACGAGAAUUGAGAGUAGCGUUUCUGUUCGGUAAUACUGAGUUGGGUGUUACAGCGACAGAUAUACUUACUGGAGAAACAGUUUCGUCUACAUUUAAUCUGAACUGAUAUAUUAAAUACAUUUUAAUUCUAAAUUUAUUCAAAUUGUAAAUUGAACAAUAUACAUCAAUAAAUAUAUAUUAAGGUACAUGUAUUACGAUGAUAGUUUCGUUGCUUGACACGUAAAUUUCUUGCAAAUAGCAAUAGUACUAUCUACAUACUAUCGAGCAAUAACCUUAGAGAGUUUUUAUAAAAAUAAAUUCAUUUAACCUCAA
Messenger RNA from Mytilus trossulus (common blue mussel), 4144 nucleotides. RefSeq names its product heat shock 70 kDa protein 12A-like. Gene Ontology annotation, molecular function: ATP binding; ATP-dependent protein folding chaperone. The coding region runs from base 1632 to 3938 and encodes 768 amino acids. Lineage: Eukaryota; Metazoa; Mollusca; Bivalvia; Mytilida; Mytilidae. The transcript is spliced from 12 exons. The record is from RefSeq and is a predicted model, not a curated record.